UCUCAUACAUCAACACAUGCUAGAAUUGAUGUGAAAUUAGUUGGUUGAUGAAUGGAUGUGUUUGACAGAAACUUGUUAGAUUUUUCAAUUAGUUUUCUACAGCAAGAACCUUUUAUGCAAGGUGCCACUCUCAUUUGUGCCUUUCUACCUCUCUCUCUCUUUUUUUUCCCUACCAUCAACUGUGUAUGGCAUUAUCUGUCUGUCAAAACCUCUUUUGGUGUGUCAAUGGCGUACAACUUAUAGCUCUUGCAAUUCCAACUAAAUUGGUGGGGCCCAUUGUUUCUACCUAUUGGAGCUGGCAGAUCAACUAAAUUAUUGGUCCUGUGAGUCACCUAGACACUUUGAAAUGAGGUCGUACCAAUGUCAGACACUUCACUUUUGAAGAAAUCGAAUGAUACCUCAAUUCAAUGCUUUCAUUAAAAAAAUCACUGAAUUAUUGAACUUUCAUAUUGAAUUAUGUAAAUUCAUAUUUUUAAAUUCUUUCUAUCAUUUUCGACUGAACGCUUCUUUGGUGCUCCCACUUCCUAAGCUUCUGUGAAAGUCACCACUGUCCUCUCUAGCACCAGAAUUGGUGAGGCAAAUAGUCAAAAAUGUGUUUUUCGAAGGAUAUGGUUAUCAUGGAGGAUCUUUCGAGCAGGCAUAUCGUUGUUACCCAGCCUCUUUUAUCAAUAAGCCGCAGUUGGAAACUGGUGACAAAAUCAUAAUGCCUCCCUCGGCCCUUGAUCGCCUUGCAUCUCUGAACAUUGAUUAUCCAAUGUUAUUUGAACUCUGUAAUCCCGCGGCAGAGCGGGUUUCUCAUUGUGGUGUUCUGGAGUUCAUUGCGGAUGAAGGCGUUAUCUACUUACCAUAUUGGAUGAUGGAAAACAUGCUUUUACAAGAGGGGGAUAUUGUGCAAGUGAAAAAUGCCUCCCUUUUGAAGGGAACAUAUGUGAAACUACAGCCCCACACAAAGGACUUCUUAGAUAUCUCCAACCCAAAAGCCAUCUUGGAAACGACAUUGAGAAACUACUCAUGUUUGACCACUGGUGACACCAUCAUGGUUGCCUACAACAACAAGAAAUUCUACAUAGAUAUUGUAGAAACGAAGCCGUCUUCUGCUAUAAGCAUUAUUGAGACAGACUGCGAGGUUGACUUUGCCCCUCCCCUUGAUUAUAAAGAGCCUGAAAGACCGGCACCAUCAAUUCCAUCAAGCAAGGCACCUGCUCAAGCCCAAGAGGAGCCCACCAAGGAAGAACCAAAGUUCAUCCCGUUUACUGGUGUUGCACAACGCCUGGAUGGGAAGCCUUUGAAACAGCCAGCCACAGCUUCUUCUUCUACACAAAAUGAGGCUCAAUCAGGAGUUGGUGCUAAUGGGGCAGGGUCUGCUCAAUCAAGCUCUUCAUCACGUCCACCUUCAGGAAAGCUUGUGUUUGGUUCGAACAUGAGCCAGGCUUCAAAGGACAAACAAAAGGUACAGAAGUAUUUCCUUCAGUGAGGUAUUUGUAUGUAUUCCUUUGGAAGAAAAAAAAUCUUUUGACCAUUUGCUGGUACUCGUGGUUCCCACCUUUUGGUAAUCUAGCGCACUCAUCUUGCAGAUGCAUAAUGGGAUGGACCAUGCCUUGUUUCCCGUAGGAGAUGAUCCUAGCCAUCAAAUUAGUGGAUUGAAAAUGGACAAUUACAGCAUAUUAAUGGGUGCCAAUUGGAUGGUUAGGAUUACCCAAUGGGGUUUGAGGUUUUUAUGCACAUCUCCCAUCCACAGUGAGGCGCUGUGGGUGGAAUGUCUCAGAUCACCAAUAUGUGGACCCAACAAGUAGUUUUUGGGCCAUGCAAACUGCUUGGUCCACCGCAUUCCCACUUUUAGCAUAUCCAGCUAGAAUUUAUCUAUGCGGAUCUGGUCACCCCACCAUGGCAGCACAUUUCUGCUGAUAUAGGCCCAACUGGGAUUUGGAUCGCCUGUACGACAUUUGCCUUUUAUAACUUAAUAGCUGCAUUAUGUGGUCCAUUACUGCCAAAAAAGAAAGGAAAAGAAAAUUAUUGAAAACAAUGGAUGUAUAUGAUUCAUUGUGAUUGCCUUCUGCUGUAGGUUAUGAAAGAUGCAAACCCUGAGCCACUGAAGGAAGAACCAAAGUUCCAAGCGUUCACUGGGAGGAAGUAUUCUUUGAAAGGUUGAUCUAAAACUAAUUCCUUCUUGCCAAUUAUUUAAGAGAGAGAGAGAGAGAGAGAGGAUAAUCCAUUCGAUUGAGGAAGAAUCAGUGGGGCCCAUUUCAGUGAAGAAUCAAAACCAUAUUUUGUUUAUUCUUAGUGAAUUUUACUGCAGAAGGAUUCAUCUCAGGGCUUUUGUAUAUGCAUACAACACAUUCUUUUUGUAAUUACUCCCUUGGACAUAUACAUGUAUGCAUGGGGACCUUUGCAAGGUUUCUGGAUUUUCUUUAUAAAUGGGGCUUCUGCCAGUGACCGUCACGAUUGUUCUUGUUGCUUGUGGGCCCCCCUUGUUACUCUU
Molecule: messenger RNA, 2479 nt
Organism: Magnolia sinica
Lineage: Eukaryota; Viridiplantae; Streptophyta; Magnoliopsida; Magnoliales; Magnoliaceae
Exons: 8
Coding region: 704-1474 (256 amino acids)
Cellular component (GO): VCP-NPL4-UFD1 AAA ATPase complex
Molecular function (GO): polyubiquitin modification-dependent protein binding
Source: RefSeq, a predicted model, not a curated record